Messenger RNA from Elaeis guineensis (African oil palm), 3408 nucleotides. RefSeq names its product F-box/kelch-repeat protein At3g61590. The record is from RefSeq and is a predicted model, not a curated record. Gene Ontology annotation, molecular function: protein binding. Lineage: Eukaryota; Viridiplantae; Streptophyta; Magnoliopsida; Arecales; Arecaceae.
CAGCUCCCUCAUCUUCUCCUGUCUCUCCUCUCACUCUUCCAAACUCCCCCAUCUUCUCCUCAAAAAAAAAAAAAAAAACAGCUCUAAAGAAAACCCCUUUCCCACUUGUUACUCUGCCCGUCGUUUUGUUUUCUUGCUGGAGCCGAAACCACUGUUCUAUCACCCUCGCGAUCUCGAUCCCGAAGCAAGACCCCAUCUCGGGGCCAUUCUGCCACGCCCCCCGUCGUCGUUUCCUACCGCCAAAUCCAAGGCCUUCGGAUAGGUACGGCCGAAGCCCGUGUCGCCUCCCCCUGUUUUCCCUUCUCCCUCGCUCGCCAGAUGGUGAGAUGCGGAUAAAGGAGGCCUUUGUGGCUCUUGUCUAAGACCUCUCUCCGCCAUUCCUCCGCGAAAUCACGAUUUUUCUGGAUAGAACUAGGUGGAAAGAUCUCCGGAACGAGGGAAAGGUGGAUCUUGGACCGAGAGGAACCAACAAGAUCGGAUUUUGGUGCGCCUUUCUUUUUAUUAUCCAUUACUGCUAAGAAUCCUUUCAGAUUUUGCUUUGGCCUUUGUUGAAUGGUCUUCUUACCCUCAUGGAGGGUGAGACAUCAUGGGAGCCUCUUUCCAUUAGCCAUUUUGGAAGUGAGGUUGCUGAAUUUGAACCAGUCUCGGAGAGCAACAAGGGAGGCGAAGAAUUCAUGGUUUCCUUGGAUAGCAUUCUUCCAGAUGAUAUCUUAGAGAGAAUCUUAUCCUUUUUGCCCAUUGCAAGCAUUAUCAGAGCUUCAUCCGUGUGCAAAAGAUGGUAUGAUAUCAUCCACUUGAGGAGGUUUCUAUGGGCCAACAAGUUGCCUCAGAAGCCAUGGUACUACAUGUUUACCUGUAGUGAGGCUCCUGCUGGUUAUGCCUAUGACCCCAUACUUCGGAAGUGGUAUAGCUUCAGUCUUCCUUGCAUUGAAAGAAGUAACUGGUUUAUCUCUUCAUCCUGUGGAUUGGUUUGCUCCAUGGACAAUGACAGUAGAAGCCGUAUCUUUGUUUGCAACCCAAUCACAAAAGACUGGAAGAUGCUAUUGGAACCUCCUGGUGUAAAGUUCCCCGACUAUAGUACCCUUGCUAUAUCUGUGGACAGGAAAUCUCAUGAUUACACUGUUGUUGUGGCAAAAUCUAAGCAGGUGCCAGGUGAUUUCCUCCAGUGGGACUUCUCCAUCCACAUAUAUGAGUCAGGGAAUAGAUCAUGGGUUACAUCCAUUACGGAGGUUUUCACAGGAUGGAGGGGAGGUGACGAGAGCGUGAUUUGCAAUGGAAUUUUGUACUGCUUGAUUCACUCUACUGCUGUUUUAGGAACUGCUGACCGCCGCCAUGGCCUGAUCAUGUAUGAUCUCUCAGCUCGAUCUUCUCACACUUCUCUGAUGCGCACGUUGAUACCAGUGCCUUGUUCCCUCACCUGUGGCCGGCUGAUGAACCUCAAAGAGAGGCUGGUCAUGGUUGGCGGGAUUGCGAAAUAUGACAGGCCAGAUAUCAUCAGGGGAAUAGGCAUCUGGGAGCUUUGCAAGGAAGGUUGGCGAGAGGUCACUCGGAUGCCUCACAAAUUUUUCCAAGGAUUUGGUGAGUUUGAUGAUGUUUUUGCAAGCAGUGGCACUGAUGAUCUGAUAUACAUACAGAGUUAUGGAGCCACUGCUUUGCUUGUUUUUGACAUGAACCAGAAGCAGUGGAAAUGGUCGGUCAAGUGUCCUGUGACCAAAAGAUUUCCUCUCCAGCUUUUCACUGGUUUCUGCUUUGAACCGAGGCUUGAAGUGGCCUCUUGAAUUGUUUUGUUCUGCAUUGGAUUUGAUGGCAUCACAGGGAUUUAUAAAUAGUUUUUCUGUUUUGGGGGUCCUUUUGAAAGAUUUUGUGGGGCUUGGAGCUUAUAGAAAUUGCUUUUGAUACAGAGGAAAUCAUUUCUGAAGGUGUUGCUGGUGAUCCUUGUCCUUUUGUUGCAUAUAUCUCUGGGCAGAACAGUUUGAGAUGUCUGUUGGCACAGUUGAUCUAUAGAAUGGCAAGAUGCGCUCACUUCCAUUUUACUGUGAUCAUUUCUGCAUCAUUUUUUAAGAAAUUAUGCUUCAUUUUCCUGUUUUGCUUAAUUUUUAUUAAUUUUAUGUCCCUCUUGAAUUUUAAUAUUUGACUCUCACAUAUGUUCUAAAUAUCGUUUGCAUCCAUCUUUAAUUUCUUAUUUUGUGAUGGUUUGAUUUUUAGCUUUUAAUUUUUGACUCUCUCAUAUGUUCUACAUAUUAGGACCUUGCUUGUCAUGGUUUUUCUGUUUUGCAAUGAAUUAAUUGCAUUCGGUAUACUUGUUAUGAAUGCCACCAAAAUAAGCAGAAAUUUUCGGUAGUUGCUCAUUGCCUUGUUGUAUAAUUGAGGAGCAUCAGAUCUCAAAGAUUGUCAAAAUCCUUGUUCUGACCGUAGUAUCUUUAAGAAAAUGUGUUUUUAGAGGCACAUUGAUGUGCUUAAGGUAGAGACGUUCAACUCAGGUUUGUUUUGCAAAUAGCGUGCCCAAUGUAUUGUCUUAAUUGUAGGAAUUAUUUAAUCCUCUUUGAAUCAAUUAAGAUUUAAGAAUCCUUGCAAACAUUAGAAUCAAUUAAUUAAGUUCUUUGUCACAAAACUGCUCAUUUUUCAGUCUUUGAAGGUUGACAAAUCUCCCACUGCUUUUGUAAAGUAUUUGCACAGACCAUCCAUAAAGCUUCAGCCAGUGCCAUGAUAUGUGCAACAGCUAGAUAACUCUGAAUGCAACAAGGUGCAUUAAUUACUCCUCAUAUCCCAUUUUAUGUAUUCAGUCAUGUAAAUCUAAUGACUCCCCUGCCAAUUUAUGGUGCGAGGUGAGCAUCCAAGACCUAUCUUAUUUAUUUGUACAGAAGGACUUGAGGCACCCAAGUUCUAUCUGUUUGUUCUCAGAUGCUGAUAGAAUUUAGGUAAAAGGGUGACCUAAAAUCUCCCUGGCCAACAAGUGUCUCCUUGAGGAAUGGAAAAAAGGGGAGGGCGUCUGGAAGUUUUUGUCGCUCUCACUGUGAGGGGAGAAUCUUUCCUUACCAAAACCCAGAAAAGGUCUGAAGCCUCUGUUCUUUCAAAAGAGAACCUAAAAACGACAUGAUUGUGGUAUAAGGUGCAAAUAAUAUUCUUUAUCUUUGUAUGCUUUUUCCCGCAGAAAAAGAAGAGGGGAUCUUGGGUUUCAGCUAAACCAAUGGUGAGGAGGGUGACCCCUUGUUGCAGCCUUCUCUCAGAGUUUUGGUGGGGGGACAGUGACAGGUGAGGCCAAAUCUGGACACUCGAAUAAACUGUGGGUUGGCGCCCUCCACAAACUUCCUACUGCUGAUCAAGAGAUGUCAGCUGGUGGCUCAGGCCAUUGUCCCUUGUCCACUCUAUUCAGGAUUCUCCUUGAUUAUAAUUAUAUUGUGUUUGAAC